Molecule: messenger RNA, 768 nt
Organism: Dipodomys ordii (Ord's kangaroo rat)
Lineage: Eukaryota; Metazoa; Chordata; Mammalia; Rodentia; Heteromyidae
Gene: Aqp8
Product: aquaporin 8
Exons: 5
Coding region: 1-768 (255 amino acids)
Biological process (GO): transmembrane transport; water transport
Cellular component (GO): plasma membrane
Molecular function (GO): water channel activity
Source: RefSeq, a predicted model, not a curated record
AUGUGUGACACGGAGCUGGGCAGCAGCAGGGCCAAGGAGCCCAACAUGAGUGGCAGGGGCCGUGUGUCCUGGUAUGAGCGCUUCCUGCAGCCCUGCCUGGUGGAGCUUCUGGGCUCGGCCCUCUUCAUCUUCAUCGGGUGUCUGUCGGUGAUUGAGAACGGGGCUGACACGGGUCGGCUGCAGCCGGCCUUGGCCCAUGGCCUGGCCUUGGGACUGAUGAUCGCCACGCUGGGGAAUAUCAGCGGAGGCCACUUCAACCCCGCGGUGUCGCUGGGCGCCAUGCUGAUCGGAGGUCUCCACGUGAUGAUGCUUAUUCCUUACUGGAUCUCGCAGCUGUGCGGGGGGCUGAUCGGGGCCGCUUUAGCCAAGGCGGUGAGUCUGGAGGAGAGGUUCUGGAAUGCAUCCGGGGCGGCCUUUGUGACAGUGCGGGGGCAGGAACAGGUGGCAGCGGCACUGGGGGCAGAGAUCAUCAUGACGACACUGCUGGUGCUGGCCGUGUGCAUGGGUGCCAUCAAUGAGAAGACGCGGGGCCCGCUGGCCCCCUUCUCCAUUGGCUUCUCUGUCACCGUGGAUAUCCUGGCAGGGGGGAUGAUCUCUGGAGCCUGCAUGAACCCUGCUCGUGCCUUUGGACCUGCUGUGGUGGCCGGCCACUGGACCUUCCAUUGGAUCUACUGGCUGGGCCCACUCCUGGCUGGUCUGUUUGUAGGACUGAUCAUUAGGUUCUUCAUUGGAGAUUCAAAAACCCGCCUCGUCCUGAAAGGGCGAUGA